Messenger RNA from Aspergillus thermomutatus, 2457 nucleotides. Its product is annotated as BRcat and Rcat domain-containing protein. Gene Ontology annotation, biological process: carbohydrate metabolic process. Bases 1 to 2457 code for a protein of 818 amino acids. Gene Ontology annotation, molecular function: zinc ion binding. NCBI's taxonomy places the organism in Eukaryota, Fungi, Ascomycota, Eurotiomycetes, Eurotiales, Aspergillaceae. The transcript is spliced from 7 exons. The record is from RefSeq and is a predicted model, not a curated record.
AUGACAGUGUUUCUGGUCACAAAUGAGUCUAUCAAGGCUCAGAUCCAGGAUGUGAGCUCGGAAAUUGGCUUCCAGCCUACCUGGUCGAACUUGCGGGCCUACGAGGGCUACUUCCACUCGAACGACGGACUACUCAAUCGAAUCUGGUACAGCGGUGCCUAUACACUUCAAACCAACUCGGUCCCAAUCAACACCGGUCUUCAAGUCCCAAUGCUGCAUAAUGGAUGGGCCAAUAAUGCAAGUCUGGGCCCUGGAGAUACUAUCAUUGUCGACGGGGCCAAAAAGGGAUCUACAGGCGACGUGGAGAGUGUUAAGGAUGCUCUCCAGGUCAUGUACAACACCCAAGUACCAUAUAUGGACGAUGAUCGGAACCUACAAUUCGUGCUGUUCUCCAACGAUACCGAUUUCCUUUCAACCAACUGGGAGAGAUAUCAAGCCGCUAUGGACUUCAUCUAUGGGAAGAUGGAUAACUUGUCAGGAUUAUUGAUUGUCGCCGGCACCCGCGAUUGGGCUCGAUGGCAGCAGGGAUAUAAAAACUCAGAAGCGCAGAUGAUAAUAUACCAUACACUGAAGACAGGGGCACAGCUGGCUGCUUGGACAGAUAGCACGAGUUCUCUCGCAGAAAAUCUCAAGAAGGCUAUCGAUCAGUACUGCUGGGGCGAUGCAUAUGGGGCGUUCAAGGACAAUGCGACGACACGCGCUGCAAGUAUCUCGGAGAGGCUGACGGGUAAUUGGACGCCAAUCGGUGCAGUUGCGCCUGAGCUUCCCGAGAAUAUCUCGCUAUUCAUUUCGUCGUUUGAGAUCCAAGGUCAUUUUGUUGCCGGCCAGCCCACCAGAGCGCUCGAGCUCAUUCGGCGAAGCUGGGGCUGGUAUCUCAACAAUCCCAACAGCACGGAAAGCACUGUCAUUGAGGGGCCGACGUCUGCCCUGACCAACUACGUCGUCGGCCUUUCCAUUACAUCGCCUGGAGGGAUGACUUGGAAGAUUGCGCCGCAAUUUGGCGAUCUCAAGUCUGCCGAGGGGGGAUUUGCAACAUUGCUGGCCAUGGAGGCCAUCUAUCACUUCGAUCAGAUGUCCAUAGACGAAACCGUCCCAGCUGCACCAGCGGAAGCACCAGCAGAAGCAUCAGCAGAGAUCCGUCCUUGUGCUUACUGCACCGAGGAUAUCGAAGGCGAACCAGUAAGACCUUGCAAAGGAUGCGAGUGUUAUUGCUGUGGCGACUGUAUCCGACAAAUCUUCCUCAUGGCGUGCAAGGACGAGGCCCAGAUGCCGCCGCGCUGCUGCGAUCCCAUCCCGCUGGCUGUUGCACGCAGAUUUCUUUCUGAUGAGGAGAUUUAUUUGUACAAGUCGAAGUUCGAGGAGUGGAGAACAGUCAACCGCUGCUACUGCCCCGUUCCCACCUGCUCCGCCUUCAUCCCCCCCAGCUACAUACUGGCAGAAUGGAGGGUCCUCGUGGCUUCUAGCGGCUUUUAUAGGCAGUUGGCGGCCAGCGGGGCUACACCGUCUCUUCCCGUGAGCCCGUUGUACAUCUCGUUUCCCGUGCUGUGCCCGAAGUGCUCUGCCCAGGUCUGUUGGAAAUGCAAGAAGCUGUACCACCACGGCUCUACGUGUCAGGUGUCAGAUAUUGACCCUGAACUGGCGCGGACCUUGGAAAAAUUGGGUAUUAAACGAUGCCCUAAGUGCCGUGCUGCAGUCCGCAGGAUGUUUGGCUGUCGUCACAUGCAGUGCCGUUGCGGUGCACAAUGGUGCUGGUACUGUAGCCGGGGUAUCGAGGUCUGCAAGGCGAAUAUUUGCGCGCAAGGACGGGCGGCUGAGAUGCAGGUUCGUGAUGACAACGCUGAGGAGAUCGCCACUCAAGUUGACGAGGGAGACGGUGGAGAAGAGGAAGAGGAAGACGCUGAAGGUGGCUCUGACGACGAGGGAUAUUGGGACCGUUUUGGUGGCUGGAGAUCUGACCCAGAUGAGACCGACGAUGAGCAAGACGACCAAGCAGAGGACGAGUAUGAUGAUGACGACGAUCAAGCGCCUGAGAUGUCGCUCGCUAGAGCAGUCGAACACGACGUGUUUGCUGAUGAGGCCGGUAGCGAUGUCGAUCUGGACGCUGGAUCUGACUGGGACGAUGCUUCGGACUACUUCGGGACCGAGCCGGACGGUUCCAGGCUUGAUCCUAAUGACUGCAAUCAUGAUUUCGCCGCAAUCAUCGAUAAUUCCGAAGUCGAGAACCCAGAGUAUGUGUACGAAUGUGAAAAUUGCUGGCGCAGAAUCUAUCCGAGAGAGACCUUGCUCCCGAGUUACCUCUGGGAAGAGAUUCGAUCCCAAGACGCUUCGCCCACUGCACAGCUGAUUGCUUCGAUGAACGUUGUGGAGCGCUCGGACGCACAGAUGUAUCUAUGCAGGAAUUGCAAGUUCAGGAUCUGUGGCACCUGUCGCGCUGGUUAUGGAAACUUUGAGUUCUGA